Messenger RNA from Chlorella variabilis, 1288 nucleotides. RefSeq lists its product as hypothetical. NCBI's taxonomy places the organism in Eukaryota, Viridiplantae, Chlorophyta, Trebouxiophyceae, Chlorellales, Chlorellaceae. The record is from RefSeq and is a predicted model, not a curated record. The transcript is spliced from 9 exons. Bases 1 to 990 code for a protein of 329 amino acids. Gene Ontology annotation, molecular function: oxidoreductase activity, acting on the CH-OH group of donors, NAD or NADP as acceptor; NAD binding.
AUGAUCCAGCAGCAGGCGCAGUUCGUGGGCAGGCAGGGGUCUCUAUUCAUCGAGGCAAGGCUGGACAAGGAGACGGCUGAGCUGGCACACGGCUGCACCGUGGCCUGCCUGUUUGUCAACGACCUGUGCGACGGGGAGGUGGUGGACAAGCUGGCGCAGGGUGGCGUCAAAGUCAUCGCCAUGCGCUGCGCGGGGUACGACCGUGUGGACCUGGCCGCCUGCCAGCGCCACGGCAUCCGCGUGGUGCGCGUCCCCGCCUACAGCCCCCGCUCCGUGGCGGAGCACGCCUUUGCGCUGGCCUUUGCGCUGGCCCGCGAGCUGCGCAGCCAGACGCAGCGCGUGUCGGCGGGCAACUACACGCUGAGCGGCAUCGUGGGCAUGGAGCUGAGCUUCAAGACGUACGGCGUGGUGGGCACCGGCAACAUCGGCAUAGAGAUGAUCAAGCUGCUGCGCUGCCUGGAUGGGCGAGUGCUGUGCUACGACCCAUACCCCAGCGAGGAAGCCAAGGCGCUGGGCGUGCAGUAUGUGCCCCUGGAGGAGCUGCUGCAGGAGAGCGACCUCAUCACCCUGCACUGCCCCCUGUUCCAAGAAACCUUCCACCUUAUGAACGAGGAGCGCUUCGCCCUGCUCAAGCCCAACACCAUCCUGGUGAAUGUGUCGCGGGGCGGGCUGGUGGACACCAAUGCGCUCAUCACCGCGCUGGAGGACGGCAAGCUGGGGGGGGUGGCCAUGGACGUGUACGAGAACGAGGGCAACCUCUUUGAUGCCGACUUCACCGAGCUGACCACCAAGGCUCGCAUGAAGCUGUGGGACAAGAGGUUUGCGUACCUCAAGUCGCUGCCGCAGGUCAUCAUCACCCCUCACUCCGCCUUCCUCACGCGGGAAGCUCUGAAGAACAUCGCCGACACCACGGUGCAGAACGUGCUGGAGGCGGUGGCGGGGGGCCCGCUCACAAACGAGGUCAAGCCCCGACGGCCCAGCCUGUCGUGACCAUGGCCUGAUGGAUGGCGUGCAGCCGGGACACAGAUGAAUGCGGGAGGGUCGGAAUGACAGGAGGGAACUGCUCGCCGCUGCAUGAGCUCUGCCUUUUGUCACCACCCGCUGUCCGCAUGGCCGCCUUUCCUGCUAGAACAGACCUUGCCCCAACCCUUUGGGCCUACUCGUCAUGCAGCUCACAAUCUUUUGUCGCUCCCCAUUCAGCUCUUCUGCCGCACUGCAUUUCAGUCCCAUUUGUCAGAUUUUUGUACAGAUCGCCGGUUGGUGGCGCCAGGAUAAGGUAAAGACGUGG